UAUAAAGAAAACAAUCCGCACGUUCUCUAAAAACUUAUUUAUUUAAAAUUAAAUAAUAAAACAUGGCAAAAGAUCCACUAGAUGAAAUGAUACAGUUUCUGAAACCGCAAGCAAGGAUUGACUUAAAGCACAUUGCUUUGGAUCAUUUAUUAGGUCUGUCUGGUACAGAGGACGGAAUUAAUGUUUUGUUAAAGAACGAAAAAAUUAUACAGAGUAUCAUUGAAUUAACUAAUGAUAAAGUCGAUGAAAUUAACAAGAACGCCUUACUAUUACUUGUUAAUGUUACAGCAAACCCAACAGGCGCUUCUGAGUUAAUUAAAUACAAACCGUCUUACAAAAAUGCCAUUGAAAUAUUCAUAGGUUAUGUUCUCGAUCAACAAAAGAAAGACGCGGACGCCGUUUGUAUGAUCCUAUCCAAUAUCACAAGGCAAGAAAAUAUAGUUGAGGAAUGUCUCGACUCAUUUAUGCCACAAUUAAAUGACUUAUUAAAUGUUUUCGUAAACUUAGAGUAUAAUAAAAAAGGAUCGAAGUUACAUUACUUGGCGCCUAUGUUUAGUAAUCUAAGCUGUUCCCCAAGAAUACGGAAGUGGUUAACAGAAGAAAAUCCUUAUGUACCUUUACUAAAACUUAUACCAUUCUGCAACUAUGAACAAUCGGUUAUACGCAGAGGUGGAGCUAUUGGGACGUUAAGGAAUUUGUCAUUUGACACUAAAUAUCACGACUUCCUCUUGAGUAAUGAUUUAGAGUUACUGACGUAUUUGCUAUCACCAUUGAUGGGUAAUGAAGAUUAUCCUGACGAUGAAAUGGAUAAGUUACCGAUAGCUCUACAAUAUUUACCAAAAGAGAAACAACGGGAUGCCGACGUUGAUAUACGUAAGAUGAUAAUUGAGACGUUAAAUCAGUUAUGUGCACAGCGUAAAGGCAGAGAAAUAUUAAGGGAUAACGGUGUUUAUUAUGUUUUACGUGAAUAUCAUAAAUGGGAGAAAGAUCCAAACAUAUUGCUCGCAUGUGAGAACGUUGUUGAUAUUUUAAUUCAAAAGGAGGACGAGGUUGGGGCCGAGGAUUUAACUACAGUGGAAAUCCCUGAAGACAUGACGGAGAAGUUCCAGAAAAUGGAUGAAGAAUAUAUAAAUAGUGUUAAAUAAAAUAAUCUAAAACAUA
Molecule: messenger RNA, 1161 nt
Organism: Vanessa atalanta (red admiral)
Lineage: Eukaryota; Metazoa; Arthropoda; Insecta; Lepidoptera; Nymphalidae
Product: protein HGH1 homolog
Exons: 1
Coding region: 63-1145 (360 amino acids)
Source: RefSeq, a predicted model, not a curated record